Messenger RNA from Dromaius novaehollandiae (emu), 4015 nucleotides. It is a transcript of the gene SLC16A6, whose product is annotated as solute carrier family 16 member 6. The record is from RefSeq and is a predicted model, not a curated record. Gene Ontology annotation, molecular function: monocarboxylic acid transmembrane transporter activity. Gene Ontology annotation, biological process: monocarboxylic acid transport; transmembrane transport. Gene Ontology annotation, cellular component: plasma membrane. Bases 127 to 1698 code for a protein of 523 amino acids. The transcript has 6 exons. NCBI's taxonomy places the organism in Eukaryota, Metazoa, Chordata, Aves, Casuariiformes, Dromaiidae.
CGGGAGCGAGCGCCGAGCAGCCGCCGCCGCGGGCAGCGGAGCAGCAGGGGCCGGCGGCAGCGGCGCCGCCUCCCUCCCGCCGCGGCCAUGGGCAGCCCCUAGCCCCGCCACGCCGCCCGAUCAAGAAUGACUGUCAAAGCGGUAAAAAUGUCGUGCACCGCUCCAAACGUGUACACUAAAGUGCCUGACGGAGGAUGGGGCUGGACGGUUGCUUUUGCUUUUUUCUUUGUGGAAGCUCUAACAUACGGUAUUAUAAAAUCCUUCGGAGUCUUCUUCAAUGAUUUGAUGGAAAGCUUUGAUGAAACCAACAGCAGGAUCUCCUGGAUAAUAUCGAUAUGCGUGUUCGUGCAGACCUUCACCGCUCCUCUGUCGACGGUGCUCAGCAACCGCUUUGGUCACCGCUGCGUGGUGAUGGCCGGAGGGGUGCUGAUCAGCACCGGCAUGGUCGCGGCCUCCUUCGCCCGCACUGUGGUGGACAUGUACGUCGCCAUCGGUGUCGUUUCUGGCCUUGGAUACUGCCUCUCUUUCCUCCCGACUGUCACCAUUUUAUCACAGUAUUUUGACAAAAGACGUUCGCUGGUCACAGCAGUGGCAUCCACAGGAGAAUGUUUUGCUGUCUUCUCUUUUGCGCCAGCGAUCACUGCUCUGAAGGAGCAGAUCGGCUGGCGAUACAGCCUCCUCUCCGUUGGGACGCUGCAGCUGAGCAUUGUCAUCUGCGGAUCGCUGCUGCGACCCAUCGUGAUCAAAGAGCCAGAAGAAGUGAAAGUCCAGCCUGUGGAAGAGCCCGCAGAGACAAAGUACAUGCUUGAAAACGAGCAAACGCGCACCUCAAUCGAGUCCAUUGACUCAGGAGUAGAAAUAACUACCUCACCCAGCAACGUGCCUGGAAACGCCAAAGUAGAGCCGAAAAGUGAAGAACCAAAGAAAAACGUACAGAUCCCAGUUGAAAACAGCAGCACCCCUACAGAACCAAAAACCAAACUACUGGACUUCUCUGUGAUGAAAGACUAUAGCUUUAUCUGUUACGCGUUCUUCGGUCUGUUUGCCACCCUGGGAUUCUUUGCUCCCUCACUGUACAUCAUUCCCCUGAGUCUCAGCCUCGGCAUCAGCAAAGACCACUCUGCGUACAUACUGUCCGCGAUGGCAAUCGCAGAGGUCUUUGGAAGAAUUUCAGCCGGCUGGGUCCUCAACAAAAAGCCUAUCCGCAAGAUCUACAUUGAACUCAUCUGUGUUAUUCUGCUGUCUGUAGCACUGUUUGCCUUCCCUUUUGCCUCUGAGUUCUGGGGAUUGAUGACAUGUAGCAUAUUUUUUGGGUUCAUGCUUGGGACGGUGGCGGGCACGCACAUCCCGCUGCUGGCAGAAGAUGACGUGGUUGGCAUUGCAAAGAUGUCUUCUGCAGCUGGAGUCUAUGUCUUCAUUCAAAGCUUAGCUGGGUUGGCUGGACCACCCCUUGCAGGUGUCUUAGUGGAUACGACGCAGAACUACAGCUCGGCCUUCUACUCCUGCGCUGCCGGCAUGGUCCUGGGCGCCCUGUUCCUGUCCCUAGUGCGGCCGUGCAAGGUUGGACUGUGUCAGAGCCAGAAGCAGUGCGUAGAAGAAAACGUGGCAGAAGUCCCACAAGACCCACCAGAGGACUUUAUCGAAAUGGAUAUUGGAAAAGCAGAAAAUUCAGGAAAAGGCUCUGACAGCGUGGUAUAAAAAACUGUUCCUUCUCCAUCUGAUGCACCCAGGGGAACAUGCAAGCUCUGCUCCACCUUUUAAAACUAAAUUCUAAAGGGAAUGCAAAAUUUUAAAUGUGAACAGUUGCUAUCAACAACUUUUUUUUAUUAUUAGAAAGACAACUUUUUUUUUUUUUUUAACCAACAAUGGAAAGCUCCAUAGAAAAUAUGGAUAGCCACAUAAGAAUAACUUCUGCCUAGCAUGAAGAUGUGAUUCACACUCCUGCUUUCCUGAGAAGUGACGAGCAUAGGUGAAGGUUGGACUGAUCCCCGGUGGAAAACUGAGAACGGGAACAUCCGAAGCAGCCCAUCGAACCCUGUUAGCUCAGUCUCUGACUGCCUUUUUCAUCCCACGCUGCGACUCCUGCACAGUCAACAAACAGAUCAUACUAACUAAAGAAGAGUAUGUCACAAGGCACCAGUAACAAACUGAGUUUUCCUUCAGAAAAACAUGGAUUUGUGAGGAAGAGGCUAGGCUGGAUAGCUGACUCUAACAAUUGUUAAUGUUCCUCUAAUUAACUUGAACGUCACAAAUGCUGGGAAAUGGGAGGUUCCAGGCAUCUUUAUGGCCAGUUAUUACUGCACAUAUUUCACUACACGAUCAUUUUUCUUCUCCCAAUUAGUAUCCUUCAAACUGUUUUUUAUUGAUAGAUCUGAUGUACUGUUUCUAAUUUAACUAGUAUUUAUUAAUUUAUUCUCAGAUUGUUAAAGGCUGUUAGCUUAAAUAACUGGAGAGGAAAAAUAAUCUGUUAUUCAAAAAAGUUAUCUUUCCAUCAAUCCUUUCAGUACCUAUCUUGUAUUGCUAGCUUGUGAAAUUGUUGGGAAACUUUUAUUUUUACAGCAUAGACUAGCUGUUUUUAAUAUGUAGGUCUUAAAUAACCCACUUGCUGUUUAAAAAAGAAAGAGAUAAAACAAACUACAGAUAAAGCAUCUCUCUCCAUAAGGCCUCAGCUGGUAUAUUUGGACCUAGCUCAACUGCUGUAACCAGAACACCAUGCAGCCCUGAUUUGGCCCUGUAUGUCUUAAUAGCUAAACAUGCCCCAAACUCUCACUUCGAGGGGCACAAGUAAAUCUUUGCAUCCCUGAAUGAACGUGCAAAGCCCCACGGCCGCUGGGCUCUGCCUGGUGGGGCCUUGGACCACCCUCGCUGCCCCCCUGCUCCCUUUCCCCCCAUCCCAAAGUCAGCGAGAGGCUUCUCGCUGCUGACUUCAGGGCAAGAUGAACUGGACCCUAUGUGCAUUUUAACCUGAUAACAUGUAAAGAAAACUAUAAAAGACAACAUACUAGCUGUUCAUUUAGUCCUCAUGGGAGAGGUUCCUCCUCCCAGUGACACAAGCUUGCUCACCCCACCUAUAUGCAUCUUCAUGCCUCUAGGCAACUCAGGGGGACAAAUAAAAAGUCUGUUUUGGUUCAAAGAACACAUGCUUUGGAAAAAAAAAAAAAACCUGUGUAUUUAAGUGAAAGUGGCAUCAUGCAUUAACUGCUACACUGACAUGUCUGUAUUUUACCAGCCAUAGAAACGUGGGACAAUCUGUAAAAAAAAAUCUCCUCUUCGGGAAGGUGCUUGAUUUGUUUUUUUCUAGUUGUCUUAGAUGUCCAAAAAGUAACAGGCACUCUUGCAACGAAGUGGCUCGAGCAAUCCAUUGUCACUGCCUGCGACCCGUUGUGACCAUGCUGCAGUUUUGUGUCCUUUAUAUGCCUCAGCACUUUAUCACGUACAGCAGAACCUCGCCAAGUUGCGCCAAUGACUGGAAGACCCUCAGAGCGGACUAGAGUUUUGUGAAUCAGUGAGUAAAUGAACAAAUACGAUGUUGCGUUAAAGUGUACUUUUAUUUAUUGUUAAUUUAUGAUACUUCAAGCAUUUUGGUAAAUGUUCUGUAGAAUAUAAUUGUAAAAUUAUUGAAGUCUUUGUAAUACGAGACCUCACUACAGCACUUUGCUAUUACAACUCUGCUUGGAAGUGGAAUCAGGCCUCCCGGUGUUGUGUGUGUGUGAAAGCUCCCUGUUCUGCACAUCCACGAGGUUCUACUGUAGCUUUUUUUACAACGAUUUCCAAUACAGAUCGAGUAACAUGUUUGUCACUGACCUCACAGCACAUCUCUGUUUCUGUCGAUGUAGCUGCCCUGGCGGCACGAGCAGGUGAGCGAGUGAGUAUGUGUGCGUGCGGCCUCGGAGACCCAGACGCGGGCUUUAACGUGUUCAGAGCAGGACUUGCUGGUUUGUUUGUAAUGUACCUAGCGGACUCUGGAAAUAUGCUGAAACACUGAGUUUUGCAAUAAACUUUCUCUUUUUUUUUC